AUGAGCGCCGAGUGCAGCAGCUACCUCAAUGCUGACAAGGUGCUGGUGAGCGCCUUCAGCUGCCCGCGGACGGGCGGCGACGCCCGCGCCGUGUACUGCUGCGGCUUCCAGGACGUCAAGUACUGCUGCGAUGACCCCCACAGCUUCUUCCCCUACGAGCACAGCUACAUGUGGUGGCUCAGUGUUGGAGCACUCGUGGGCCUGUCGAUAGCAGCAGUGGUCCUCUUUGCUUUUAUCAUCACUGUGUGUGUUCUCUGUUAUUUGUUUAUCAGCACGAAGCCACGCAACAAACUGGAUACUGGUUUAAGCUUACAGAUGGCAGAGAAUGUGGGCUUUGGUCUAAAAGUGGUUUAUAGGGCUGUCAGGAAGUGCAAAGCCUUCCUUUGGAGCUACGUAAGCUGA
Gavia stellata (red-throated loon) is the source of this 402-nucleotide messenger RNA. RefSeq names its product shisa like 2A (gene SHISAL2A). The transcript has 3 exons. The coding region runs from base 1 to 402 and encodes 133 amino acids. NCBI's taxonomy places the organism in Eukaryota, Metazoa, Chordata, Aves, Gaviiformes, Gaviidae. The record is from RefSeq and is a predicted model, not a curated record.